CCUGAACUCAGGUUGUUGGAGCUUUACGACGAAAAACUGAUUGCUGUUAUUAGACAAACCAUAUAUUUAUUAUCUGAAAGGAUAUUUGUCUAUUUCGGGAUUUCAGUUUAAAUACUGUGAUCCGUUUGUCAUCAGGUGGACGGAGCGGAGGCAGGUGUUGCGUUGGUGCUUUCCGCUCCUCUCGAGACAUAAAGGAGAGCGCGAGACGCAGCCUUUCAAUCAGCGCGGUGAGCGGGGGCUAGCACACGGACCUGAACCGUCAUUUCGCUACUUGUUGUUCAGAAGUACAUUUCCUGAAUAUUAAUUCCGCCUAAAGACCCAAAUGAUCCUGUAGACAAAUCCCCGCUCAAGACAUCACAACAAGCAAGGAUUUACAGGGGCCGUAGCCCAACUCGCUGAUAUAAUCGGAUCAAUCUAAAUCCCACUCUCCCUGAUGUAUUAACUCUGCUCCUGUAGGAUCACUGGUAAUGAACAUGAGGUAUCGCAGGACACAGAAACACACCGAGCCCGGGAGAGGCGAGGACCCGGACUUUAAUAACAGAAAACCGGGUAGACAAGCUGCCAGGACCGAGGAGCUAUCUGUGUCACCGGUUGAGUUGAUCAGCCCGGGGCACCGAGGGAGUCGGUGUGAGGGAAUUGUCACUGGUGGCGGUGGGACCACCAGACUUCUGGAGAAGAGGGUUUCUCGCUUCCUGACCCAGGAGGAGGAACGACUCACAGAACGCCUUCUAGUCGGCCAGUCAUCUAGGGGAAAGCGGCUGGAGGAGACGCGCUGUCGAGGUGGUGAAAGCUUUUCAUCACACAUCUCUUUCCAUUCUCCUUUCCGUUUUCCCCGCGCUCUGAGCACCGGGAGAGGCGCCAACAACAUCAAAGCACAACCGGAGACUACCCCGGUUAACCCGACUAAAUCCUGCCGCGGAGUCCCAGUGGACCACCUCUCCAGUAUGAAGCCUCUCAGUUCUAAUGGAAUUACGCGCGACAGCCGCGUCGCCGAGGGAGCUGUUCCGCCCGGAGCAACCCGGAUCACGAUGCCGCCCCGGGCGACCAGACGCCCCGCUGAGAGAGGGACUAGGCUCGGCAUGUGGAGCUUCAGCCGGAGCGGUUUGUGGCUCUUCCUACUCCUCUUCAGCGGCUGUACCCACAUGUUGAAUGCCCAAGACGUGGCACCAUAUUUCCGCGUGUCCCCUGGAGGGGUUCAGACCCAUCUGGAGCGUAACAGGCUGGUCUUGACCUGCCUGGCUGAAGGCUCCUGGCCCCUACAGUACCGCUGGAUGCUGAACAACACUGACAUCACACCCUUCUCUACAGUAUAUACGUACAUGGUUCCUGAGGUCCUGCGCUCAGAUGCUGGCUUGUAUCAGUGUGUUGUAAGGAACAGGGUGGGAGCGUUGGUACAGAGGAGAGCUGAAGUACAGGUUGCCUUCAUGAGUGAUUUCUCUGGCGACGAGCAGCGUCGUACCGUCACUCUGGGUCGGGCUGCGGUUCUGAACAUGCCGGCACUGAGCAGCUUCCCUCGACCGCAGGUGACCUGGUACCGAGAUGGUCAUAAGAUCAUCCCCAGUAACAGAGUAGCCAUCUCAUUGGAUAACCAGUUGGUUGUCUUGGCGACCAGUGCAGCUGACGCGGGGCGGUACUACGUACAAGCAGUCAACGAGUUGACUGGACAGAACCACACCUCUCCGUCUGUGGUCCUCAACAUGACUGUGAGUAAGAAGCAUCGUGGUUCUCAGGAUCCAAAUGCUCCAUUUGAUCCAUCGGCUCCAGUGAUUGUAAUUGCCCCGAAGAAUACUUCUGUUGUGUCGGGGAGAGAAGCCACACUGGAGUGUAUCGCUAAUGCCAGGCCGGUGGAGAGGCUGGUGUUGUCAUGGAAACGUAAUGGGCGUCGGCUGGCCAGCGGAGUGGGCGUGUUUGGCCGUCGUUUGACACUGUUCAGUCCCUCCCUCUCUGAUGGAGGCGUGUACGUCUGUGAGGCGUCACUCAUCAACUCCACGACAAGACCUGCUGAGGCCCGGGUACACCUCACUGUACUGGAGGCUCCAUACUUUACUGCUGAACCAAAGUGGAAGACUGUGACAGAGGUGGACAAGAACGUUGACAUCCACUGUCUCGCCAAGGGCGUCCCAUCAGCUCGUAUAGAGUGGUUCAAGGAUGCAGUGCCUCUGUCCAAGCUGGCCAACCCCCGUUACAAGGUUACCGCAGCAACCGGUCUGACCAUCAGGAGAGUGCAGCCAGCGGACGCCGGAAUGUUCCAGUGCUUUGCUCAGAAUGCCGCCGGAGAAGCUCAGACAUACACUCAGCUGGUGGUUACUAGUGUCUCCCCCUCCUUUGCCCUCCGGCCCUCUGACCUCACCGUAACCGACGGCAACUCAGCGAUCUUCACCUGUGAGACAUCAGGUGCCCCAAAACCGGCUGUUAGCUGGUGGAAAGGCUCUCAGCUCAUGGCCAGCGGGACGGUCCAGACACCCAGGUUCACACUGCUGGAGUCGGGUGGUCUUCUGAUUCAACCAGUCAGGAUGCAGGAUUCCGGAGACCACACCUGUGCCGCAGUCAGCAAAGAUAGUUCCAUCAACGCCACUGCUACACUCACCGUCUGGAGUCGUACAUUCAUAUCGGUUCCUCCACUGGACCAGAGGGUCAUCAAGGGAACCACGGCAACGCUGCACUGUAACGCCACACAUGACCCUAGGGUCAACAUAAGUUUUCAGUGGCUGCGAGGUGCAGUUCCCCUCCAGGCCAGUGGGGGCAGAGUGUCUAUAUCUUCUGGGACUCUGACCAUCAGUCAGACCUGGUCAGGUGACAUAGGAGACUACACCUGUACUGUGACGUCACAAGCUGGGAAUGAGUCACGAUCCGCACGCCUCGAAGUCAUAGAGUUGCCCCACUCUCCCAGGUCUCUGUCUGUCUCUCUGAAUGAUUCCGACAGCCGCUCCGUCCUCCUGUCCUGGGUCCGGCCCUUCGAUGGGAACUCUCCUCUGCUGCGAUACAUACUGGAGCUGUCUGAGAACAACUCUCCGUGGAAGGUGUACAUGUCGGAGUUGGAGCCUGCAGUGACACAAGUGUCAGUGGGCGGGCUCACCCCUGCCAGGACCUAUCAGUUCAGACUCUGUGCUGUCAAUCAAGUGGGCCGUGGCCAGUACAGUUCGGAGACACAGAGGUUGAUGCUAAGAGAGGAGGCUCCCAGUGCACCUCCUAAGAACAUCGUGGCAUCGGGGCGCACCAAUCAGUCCAUCAUGGUGCAGUGGCAGCCCCCCCCCAGAACCCAGCUCAAUGGUCUGCUCCGAGGAUAUGUUCUCAGGUACCGUCUUGCGGGUCUUCCCGGGGACUACCAGGAGAAGAACAUCACUAGCCCAGAGACCAACUACUGUCUGCUGUCGGACCUCAUCAUCUGGACCCAAUACCAGAUACAGCUGGCUGCUUACACUGCUGCUGGCCUGGGAGAGUACAGCACCGCUGUCAAUGAAUACACCCUACAGGGAGUCCCCACAGCUCCUCCGCAGAACGUGGAGGUGACAGCAGUCAACUCCUCCGCCCUCAGAUUCACCUGGAACCCCCCACCACAGCAGUUCAUCAAUGGCAUCAACCAGGGGUACAAGUUGCUAGUCUGGCCGGAACAUUCGCCUGGGGAUGUAACCGUGGUGACAAUCACCCCUGACUACCCCGGCGCCCGCCUCGGCGGAUUCAUUGUUGGACUCAGGAAGUUCACCUGGUAUUUUGGCUCCGCCCUCUGCUUCACAACACCUGGCGAUGGACCCAAGAGCUCCCCAACACUGGUUCAGACACAUGAAGAUGAACCUGGUCCGGUGGGACACCUGAGCUUCACUGAGAUCCUGGACACGUCUCUUAGAGUCAGCUGGGCGGAGCCUAACGACAGGAACGGCAUCAUCACAGGUUAUGUGAUAAUGUGGUGUGUGUCGGGGUCGGAGGUGAACGUGUCCUGUGAGGAGCGUUUGCUCUCCAACUCCACUCUGCACUACAAGGUCACUGGUUUGACCUCGAUGACAUCAUACACCCUGAAGGUUGCCGCUAUGACAGCGGCAGGAAGGGGCGUGGUCACCAUCUCCACCAUUUCCUCAGGAGUACCGCCAGAGCUUCCUGGUGCGCCCUCUAACUUGGUCAUCUCCAACAUCAGCCCUCGCUCUGCCACAUUGAAGUUCCUCCCUGGCAGUGACGGCAAGACGCCCAUCUCCAAAUGGAUCGUGGAGGGACAGGUGAUCAGAGAGAGAGGCAGACAAGUGGAUGUGUAUGAGGGAGAGAAGAAUGGAGAGAAGAAGGGAGAGAGCGAGGAGGAGUGGAGGGUGCUGUAUGAGAGAGAAAACAGAGAGAAGGACGUGAACAUGCUGGAGAUACCAGACCUGCUCCCCUUCACACAGUACAGGUUCCGUAUGCGGCAAGUAAACAUUGUGGGCUCCAGUCCUUCUAGCGCCCCCUCCAGGAUGAUUCAGACUCUACAAGCAGCCCCUGAUACACCCCCCAAAAACCUCACCCUGGUUACAGCCACGCAGACACGCCUUAGUCUGCGCUGGGCGCCGCUGCCAGCGUCUGAGUAUAACGGCAGCCCAGAGACCAUAGGUUACCGGGUGUGUGCCAGGCGGGCAUAUGGCCGGGGGGAGGAGAGGCUGGAGGAGGUGGUGGGAGGUGAGGUGUCAGGAGUCGGGGGUCAAAACCGGGAGGUGAUUCUUGAGGGCCUGGCUGAAUGGACCGAGUACCACAUUAAGGUACAAGCCUUCAACUCCAUCGGUGCCGGACCCUGGAGCAACACGCUAACCGCACACACAAAGGAAUCAGUGCCGUCUGGUUCUCCGGUGAAUGUAAGUGCAGAAGCGAUGAGUUCUACUCAACUGCUGGUCACAUGGUCUCCAGUUCCAGACAUGCAGAGGAACGGACCAAUUCUAGGAUACAAGGUGAACUACAGUGUGAAGGAUUCUGGCGAGCCCCCCUCUGUUCGUUCGGUCCCAGGGGAGAGGAGUUCAUCUGUGUUGCUAGGUGACCUGCUGAAAUACACCCUGUAUGAGGUGCGGGUCAUAGCUUACACGGCGCUGGGGGACGGACCACCAAGCCCCCCCUGUAGACACUGGACCAAAGAUGAUGUUCCAGGACCUCCAGUCAGGCUGUUGUUCUCAGAGGUUGGUCUGACGUCUGUCAAGGUGGUGUGGCAGCCUCCACAACACCCCAACGGGGUUAUUAUGGGUUACCAGAUAGCGUAUCGGCUGGAUUCGGCCGACCCCAUGAGGUUCACCACGGUGGAGGUUGGGUCGACCGCACGGCAGUUCACAGUUAGCGGUCUGACCGGAGACCAGGCGUACGUGUUCAAAGUGACCGCCAGGACUGCUCAGGGGUGGGGCCGUGCCGAAGAGGCCAUGGUCAUCACCACCGAGCGCAGAGAGCGUCCCUCCCCACCCAAGAAACUUUUUGUCCCCCAAGGGGAGGUCAGAUCUCGAAGGCUCCGCCUCCACUGGAUUGCUGGGGCAUCAGGCUCCUCCCCCCUGCGGUAUUACAGUCUGCAGACCAGAGAGCUGCCGAAGGGAGACUGGACGACUCACUCUGCUGAUAUACCACACAACAACACCUCCUGGACUGUAGAGAGGUUGAAACCAUUCACUUCCUACAAACUGAGGAUGAUGGCGAGUAACGAUGUGGGGGACAGCAACUACAGCAGAGAAACGGAUACUGUGACCACAUUACAGGAUGUUCCUGAAGAGGCUCCUGUGAUAUUAGCAGUGAAACCUUCUACCACCACAUCUGUACUGGUACAGUGGCAGAGUCCCAAUGAGGGAAGUGUUAACGGCGUUCUGGUGGGUUUUCGCCUAUAUUACCGGGAGCUCCUAGUAAACUCUACACCCACGACCGUACCACCAGGAGCCAUGGCAACAUCCAACAAAAACACCUCUUUGACCAGCUUUAAGACAGUGAGCAGUGCUACCUUAACUGAAUUUGAGUUAACACAGCUGAAGAGGUUUAAACGCUAUGAGAUCUUCAUGACUGCCUAUAACAUCAUAGGAGAGAGUCCACCCUCUGAGCCGGCCACUCUGUAUGUUGGAGAAGCAGCCCCCUCUCUACCCCCUGAAUCUAUCAGAGUGCUUCCUCUAUCUCCUAAUCUGCUGGAGGUGACCUGGGACCUCCCACCCCCCCACACACACAACGGACUCAUCCAGGGAUACAAGGUCCAUUACUGGCAGCGUGACUACCAGAACCAGACGGAGAAGGUGACCGUGGUGUUUGUUCCUGACACGCGUGUUCGACUGGCCAACCUCACGUGUUACACUCCGUACCUCGUCACACUUUCUGCCUUCAACGCGGCCGGGGAUGGCCCGCCCAGCGAACCCCGAAGCGCCAAGACGCUACAGGCUGCCCCCAGCCAGCCCAGUUUCCUGUUGUUUUCCGAGGUGACGGGAUGGAGUGUCAACGUUUCCUGGGGGGCACCCAGUGCUCCUAAUGGAGUGGUGGAGGGGUACAGGGUGGUCUACCAACCCACACAGCCUGUACAGGGCGUGAGCCGGGUGGUGGCGGUGGAUGUGAAGGGAAGUUGGCAGCGCUGGUUGAAGGUCAGAGACUUAACUAAAGGAGUGACCUACACUUUUAGUGUCCAGGCCCGGACCGUCAGCUAUGGACCGGCCAUUCUCAGCAACAUCACGGCUCAGCCGCUGCAAGGUACCCCUGGUUCGCCCAUGGAGAUGUCCAUCACCAAGUCCUCCACUGCACUGACCCUUCAUUGGUCAGAGGGAGACGCGGGGGCGGGACCUGUUAUAGGUUACGUCAUUGAGGCUCGUCCUUCAGAUGAAGGGAUAUGGGAUUCAUUCAUCAGGCUCCUCCCCCCGAGCAGCCGGUCGGUUACUGUGGAGAUGGACCGUCUGAGGUCGGGGGUCGGAUAUGAGUUCCGUGUCAUUGCUGUCAAUCACUACGGUUACGGAGAACCCAGCACGCCUUCCGCCUCCCUCGCCGCCCUUUUAGACCGUCCAUUCUAUGAGGAGUGGUGGUUCCUACUGGUCAUUUCUUUGGUUGGUCUGAUGAUGGUCCUGAUGUUGGUGUUCACCCUCCUGCUGCACGGACAAAACCGCAAGAGCUGUACCUCAGGAAAACAGGUGUCAACAGUGGAGGACUCCGUCACCCUUGACAACGGAGGCUUCACAGCUCUGGAACUCAACAGUAGAACCCUGAACAGCAGAAGCUCGUUCCUGAAGAAGAAUGGAACCCGGUCUCCUCCCAGGCCCAGUCCUGGGGGUCUCCACUACUCAGAUGAGGAUCUGUGUAAUAAUUACAACAACGGAGCGGUUCUGACCGACAGCACCACUAUAGAGAAACCAACUGACAUGUCAGGAUCCGAGGUGACGGACAGUGACUACGAGGACGACCAGCACCCUAAACACUCGUUUGUGAACCACUACAUGUCUGACCCCACCUACUACAACAGCUGGAAGAGGCAGCCCAAGGGCCUGAAGGGGUUAAGUCCGCCCUACGCCUACGAGGAGUGUGCCAGCGCCGACGCCGAGCCGUACUACCAGACGGUGGUGACGCAGCACAGUGCCGGGGGGGCGUACACACCGGCGGGCCUCCCGGCGCACACACACACACUGCCGCACACACACGGCAACCCCGGCACCAACCCGCCCGGCUCGCGCACGCCCAUCACCGGCUUCUCUUCCUUCGUCUGAGGGGCGCGCACGAGUCAACCGUGCACACACACAAACACACAUCAGCUCACACACACACGCACACGCGUCAGCACCGACACGGAGCGGAGAUGAAGUUUGGAGAAAAACCGACAGGAGGACAGACAGGAGGAGCAUGAAUACAUUACCUUAUACACACCUCCCCUACACCUCCCCCCUCUCUCUUUACAGCCCUCCUUCUCUCUUCCUUCUUCCUUCCUCUUCCCUCCUCUU
Esox lucius (northern pike) is the source of this 7880-nucleotide messenger RNA. RefSeq names its product sidekick cell adhesion molecule 1b (gene sdk1b). Gene Ontology annotation, molecular function: protein binding. Lineage: Eukaryota; Metazoa; Chordata; Actinopteri; Esociformes; Esocidae. The record is from RefSeq and is a predicted model, not a curated record.